This is a messenger RNA of Funneliformis mosseae, 336 nucleotides long. The record is from the annotation of a GenBank genome assembly. Lineage: Eukaryota; Fungi; Glomeromycota; Glomeromycetes; Glomerales; Glomeraceae.
AUGUCAAAUCCACAAUUUCAAUGCCGCAUGUACGAGGCGAAAUAUCCCGAAGUAGAAGACUUAGUCAUGGUUAAUGUUCGGCAGAUCGCAGAAAUGGGAGCAUAUGUCAAGCUGCUGGAAUACGAUAACAUUGAGGGUAUGAUUCUUUUAUCCGAGUUGUCUCGAAGACGUAUUCGAAGUAUUCAAAAGCUUAUUCGGGUUGGAAGGAAUGAAGUUGUAGUAGUAUUGAGAGUAGACAGAGAAAAAGGUUAUAUUGAUUUGUCCAAACGUCGAGUUUCUCCAGAAGAUGUAGCCAAAGCUGAAGAAAAAUUCAACAAAUCCAAAGCAGUUUCGUAA